CAUCAAAACUCCCCCCUUCUCUUUCUCUCUCUAUCUCUGUAGGAAGCACUCUCUCCGCAACUUGCCUCCAUUCCCACUCUCACUCCUCUCUCUCUCUCUCUCUCUCUCUCUCUCACUUUCUCUCUCAAGUCUGAACCCCAGAAAGUGUGAAUAAACGGUCCUCAGCCGACCUGGUUAACUCGCUUGAGAUCACACGGACAGCGACCGCUGACACCCAUUGAACCCACAAUGGUAGACGUCGACCGCAGGAUCACCGGCCUCAACCCGGCUCACGUCGCCGGCCUCCGCCGCCUCUCCGCCCGUGCCGCCGCCGCACCCACCUCCACCGGCUCUUCCACUCGCAACGGCCUCUUCUCCUUCUCCUCUCUCGCAGAUAAGGUCAUCUCCCACCUCCGCGACUCCGGCAUCAACGUCCAGCCCGGGCUGUCCGACCCGGAGUUCGCCCGGGCGGAGGCCGAGUUCGGGUUCGUCUUCCCUCCCGACCUCCGCGCCGUCCUCUCCGCUGGCCUCCCCGUCGGAGCUGGUUUCCCCGACUGGCGCGCCUCUGGCUCCGCGCGCCUCCACCUCCGCGCCUCCCUCGACCUCCCCAUAGCCGCGAUCUCCUUUCAGAUCGCCCGCAACACCUUCUGGUCCAAGUCCUGGGGCCCGAAGCCACCCGACCCGGAGAAGGCCUUCCGGGUGGCGAGGAACGCACUCAAGCGGGCCCCGCUCCUGAUCCCGAUCUUCAACCACUGCUACAUCCCCUGCAACCCGUCACUAGCUGGCAACCCGAUCUUCUUCGUCGACGAGAACCGGAUCUUCUGCUGCGGCCUCGACCUGGCGGACUUCUUCGAGAGGGAAUCUCUGUUCCGGAGGACCGAGUCCGAGCCUCGGGUCCUGCAGAAGCAAAGAUCCAUGGGGGAGAAGUCGGUUCGAUCCGGAUCCGGGUCGAGCUCCAACUUCUCUCGGAGGAGCCUGGACAGUGGCGGAGGAGGGCGGACCCCGAGGUGGGUCGAGUUCUGGAGCGACGCAGCCUUGGACCGCCGGCGGAGGAACUCGUCCUGUUCCUCGUCCUCGUCGCCAGAGAGGUUCUUCGAUAUGCCGAGGUCGGAGGCUCCGAAAUGGGUCGAGGAGUCCGUGCAACAAAUGGGGUCGGUUCUCAGAAACGGCGGGUGGAGCGAGCCGGAUAUAUCCGAGAUCGUGCAGGUAUCAGCAUCGGGGUUUUUUGACGGUGACAUGGUCUUACUAGACAAUCAAGCGCUUCUGGACGCCCUUCUGCUAAAAGCGGAUCGGUUCUCGGACACGCUCCUGAAGGCUGGGUGGAGCCCCGAGGAGGUGUCCGACAUGUUCGGGUUCAAUUUCCGACGGGAGAAGGAGCGGAGACCGACCAAGAAGCUAUCGCCGGAGCUCGUCGAGAAGUUCGGGAAACUGGCGGAUUCGGUGACCCGGUCAUCAUAAUAACAAGCACAGGCUUUAAGAUUAGAAAGAUUCCUGUUUUUCUGAAUUUUUUUUUUUUGUUUUUCUUUUCACUAUUUUGAAAAUCUGAGGGCUGAGGGAAUUUUUAAUUUUCCUUUUUUGCCUUUUUCGUUUUUAUCCGGAAAAAAAGAAAAGAAUAUAUACUUGGUUGGGGGGUGGAGACGCGGUGCCGUUGUACCACUGGAAAGGGAAUGCGUAAAAGAAAUAUGAAAGAGACUUAUCCAAAAAAAAAAAAAGAAAUAUUAAAGGGAGGUCUGAUUUUCAUACGAUAAUAUUGUUCAUAAAAAAUAAUAAUAUUUAUUUCUUAUUAUUAUGUUAUUCUUUCCUUGUGCAAGUGAAUAUAUCUUCUUCUUCUUUUUUUCUUUCCACAUGACAUGUAUACUAUGUUAUAAUAAGCUUCUAUGACAUUUUCGAUUAA
Punica granatum (pomegranate) is the source of this 1873-nucleotide messenger RNA. NCBI's taxonomy places the organism in Eukaryota, Viridiplantae, Streptophyta, Magnoliopsida, Myrtales, Lythraceae. The record is from RefSeq and is a predicted model, not a curated record.